CUUCAACUUUCUCCCCUAUUUAAAGUCUCCAUUGCAAAACAAGUUUUGUAUUACAAAAGGGUUUGAAUUUUGCAAGAAGUUGAUCAUUAGCUCUCUCUUUCUUUCUUUGUCUUGUUCAAAAAAGAAUAAAAAUACAAACAAAAAACUAUGAGAUCUCUCUAUACCAUUCGCAUGGCUGUUGGAAUCAUUGGAAAUGGUGCUUCUUUGCUGCUUUAUACUGUUCCCAUAUUGACAUUUUGGAGGGUUAUAAAGAAGAAGAGCACAGAGGAGUUUUCAUGUGUUCCAUACAUUGUUGCCCUAAUGAAUUGUCUUCUUUACACUUGGUAUGGUUUACCAAUUGUUAGCAAAGGAUGGGAAAACUUCCCUGUUGUCACCAUUAAUGGCCUUGGCAUCCUUCUUGAGUUAUCCUUCAUUUCCAUCUACUUCUGCUUCGCUUCAUCCCAAGCAAAGAAGAAGGUGGUUUUGAAAAUGGUGGGAGUUGUUACUGUAUUCUUGUGUGUGGGAAUGAUCUCUUCUUUUGUUUUAAAAACUCAUCAUCUUCGUAAGUUUUUCGUGGGAUGCAUUGGCCUUGUUGCUUCUAUUGCUAUGUAUGCCUCUCCAUUGGUAGCCAUGAAGCAAGUGAUAAAGACAAAGAGUGUUGAGUUUAUGCCAUUUUAUUUGUCGUUCUUUUCAUUCUCCGCAAGUUCCUUAUGGUUGGCUUAUGGUCUUCUUAGCCAUGAUCUCUUCCUUGCGUCUCCAAAUCUAGUGGGAAGCCCAUUGGGAUUGCUUCAACUUGUGUUGUAUUGCAUCUAUAGGAACAAGGAACAUGAACAAGGAGUUUUGAAGAAGGAAAAAGGAGGAGUUAUUAUGGAGAUUCAACCAAAUUGGGACUUGGAAAAGAAUAAUAAUGAAAAUCACAUUCCACAUCAAAAUAACUCCAAGAUUUAAAUAGUUUUCUACCAAACAAUUUAAUCUCUCCGUAGAAACUCUACGUAAGUGCUUCCUCUAUUAACCAAAAGUGCUUCAAAUGGCCCUCUAAAUGGAGAGCUACACGUUACGAGUUUAAAUAUUAUUUACCUUUAGUGUAAUAUUGUGUACUAUAAUAAAAAUGAUGUUGCAUCUUUGAA
Messenger RNA from Cucumis sativus (cucumber), 1106 nucleotides. RefSeq names its product bidirectional sugar transporter SWEET3b. Gene Ontology annotation, biological process: carbohydrate transport. NCBI's taxonomy places the organism in Eukaryota, Viridiplantae, Streptophyta, Magnoliopsida, Cucurbitales, Cucurbitaceae. Gene Ontology annotation, molecular function: sugar transmembrane transporter activity. The record is from RefSeq and is a predicted model, not a curated record. Gene Ontology annotation, cellular component: membrane. The transcript is spliced from 6 exons. The coding region runs from base 148 to 927 and encodes 259 amino acids.